CACCAUGGACUCCUUCUCUCUUUCUCCUUUUAACCUCUUCUUCCUCUUCAUUUUCUUCCAUCUCAACCCACUCUUAUUUCUUCAUCUCUUCUUCCCUUUCCCCUUCUUAUUCUCAUUUCACCCAUGAAGCAUAUCAUCCACAAACUCAGCCCCACACGUUUCUUCCUAAAGAAGAAAAAAGAUAAAGUCACUCGUUCCCACCCUUCUUCUUUUAGCUCCUCCUCUUCUUCAGAUUCUUCAUCUUCCAAUCACCAUCGUAAACCCAGCUCAGCCCCGGAUGUUACCUCCACUCCCACCAGUGUUUUACCCCAAAGAUCCGGUGACUGGUCCGAUAUUUCCGCAGAUAUUCACUACGAGCUCGUCCAGGUGUUCAAGUUACUCGACAGUGACAACGAUGGCCUGGUCUCCAGAACCGAGCUAGAGUCGCUCUUGAUCCGGCUGGGAGCCGAGCCGCCCACUCAAGAAGAGGUGUCUUUGAUGCUCAGUGAGGUGGCUUCUGACGGUGAUGGUUGUAUAAGCUUGGAUGCGCUGACGAGCCGGGUGGUUGACUCGGCUUAUAAGCCGGCUCGUGAACCGGAACUAAGAGAGACGUUUGAUUUUUUUGACACCGAUCAUGAUGGGAAAAUAACGGCCGAAGAAUUGCUGAGGGUGUUUACGGAAUUGGGGGACCAGCAGUGCACGUUAGAGGACUGCCGGCGCAUGAUAGCACUGGUGGGUAAAAAUGAGAACGGUUUUGUGUGCUUCGAGGACUUCUCUAAGAUGAUGGAGUUAGAGAGAUGAUCAUGAUUGUUGUCUUCUUGUUAUUAUUAUUAUUAUGAUGAUGAUCAUGUGAUGGUGCAUGUUCUUGAUGGUAUAAAAUGAAAGUAAUUUCAUUGUUUUUUGUUUUUUAUUCAUAAGAAUAUUAUUUUUCUA
Molecule: messenger RNA, 912 nt
Organism: Pistacia vera
Lineage: Eukaryota; Viridiplantae; Streptophyta; Magnoliopsida; Sapindales; Anacardiaceae
Product: probable calcium-binding protein CML36
Exons: 1
Coding region: 124-780 (218 amino acids)
Molecular function (GO): calcium ion binding
Source: RefSeq, a predicted model, not a curated record